Molecule: messenger RNA, 1382 nt
Organism: Carassius auratus (goldfish)
Lineage: Eukaryota; Metazoa; Chordata; Actinopteri; Cypriniformes; Cyprinidae
Product: src kinase-associated phosphoprotein 2-like
Exons: 13
Coding region: 114-1145 (343 amino acids)
Cellular component (GO): cytoplasm; plasma membrane
Molecular function (GO): protein binding
Source: RefSeq, a predicted model, not a curated record
AAUUUGAAUAGUGGUUCCUCUAGGGUAGGCUAUUUGCUUCUUCCGUAUUUCAUAGUCCACUUGUAACUUCCGUGUUUCGAAGGCUAUCUUACUGGGUCAAGCGGCUUAUCACAAUGAGGUCCAUCCCGGAAGACUUGGCGACACUUAUUUCAGAUCUGGAAACUUAUUUAACCGAUGUCCUUAAAGGGGAGAAUCUGAGCAAGAAAGCAAAAGAGAAAAAGGAUGCCUUUAUCAAGCGCAUUAAAGAUGUGAAAUCGAGCUACUCACAAGAUUUCAAGGACAAACGAGAUGAAGAGCUUCCAGAGCCUGAUGAAGCAGACACUAACGACGGAGGAUCACUGCAGUCCGAGCAGAACGAAAGAGAUGAGGAAAGCGCUUAUGAUGGAGUUCAACAGUAUCCUCCCGUGGCAGCUCAGGACCUUCAGUCCGUUUUAAAGAGUGGCUACCUGGAGAAACGCAGAAAGGAUCACAGCUUCUUUGGCAAUGAAUGGCAGAAGAGAUGGUGUGCUUUAAGCAACAACAUAUUCUACUACUAUGGCAGUGAGAAAGAUAAACAGCAGAAGGGAGAGUUUAAUAUUGUCGGCUACACAGUCAAAUUGAACAACACCCUGCGGAAAGAUGCAAAGCGAGAUUGCUGCUUUGAGGUCUCUGCUCCAGACAAGCGUGUAUAUCAGUUCUGUGCUGCAUCCGAGAAAGAUGCAAAAGAGUGGGUGGAGCACGUUGACUUUCUAAUCAAAGACAUGGGUGGAGUCAUUCCUGUAGAUGAAAUGGAUGAAGAGUAUGAUGACUGUUUAUCUAUGAAUCAACCAACCAACCAUCCUGAACCUAUUGAUGAUGACAUUUACGAAGAACUCCCAGAGGAAGAUACACCCCAACCUGUUAAACCAGCAGUGACCCUGGCCAGCAAACCCCCACCAUCUACCCCUGUGACAGCAGCAGCGAACAAGGGCACAGACUACGCCAACUACUUCCAGGGCUUGUGGGAUUGUGCUGGAGAGCAACCCGAUGAGCUCUCCUUCAAGCGAGGAGACACCAUCUACAUCCUCAGCAAGGAGUAUGACAUGUUUGGCUGGUGGGUGGGGGAGAUGAAAGGGGUCAUCGGAAUCGUGCCUAAGGAGUAUCUUCUCGAACUGUAUGUGCUGUAAAUGGUCUAAGGAAAACUGAUGUCCUGCUGUUGUAGCUUCAUGUUCCACAAGCCACUGUGUGUUUCUAUUAUUCUGUGUGAUAUGAAAAUUAUACUGGCAGUUCAAAAGCACAAGUGAUUGUAAAAUACAUGAAGGAUGUGAAGCUUAUUUUUGCUAAUUAUUUAAUUAUUACGUGCUGACUGAGUGAAUGUAAACCUUUAGGUAAAAACUGUCUGAAAUAAAGCUUGCGCGUUCACA